AUGAGGCGGUCAUUGUUUGUUAGUAUCUUACAUGAUAUUCAACAAGUGAAUGAGUACUUCAUCCAAACCCGUGAUGCCACUGGUGCUCCUGGAUUAUCCAGUGUACAGAAGAUGACUGCAGCACUUCGGAUCCUGCAGUACGGCGUGCCUGCUGAUACUGUAGACGAGUACAUUACAAUCGGUGAAAGUAAUGCAAUUGCCGCCUUAAAUUUUUUUAUCAGAUCAAUUGUUGUCACUUAUGAAGCCGUUUACUUAAGAUCUCCAAAUGACGUUGAUGUCGCCAGAUUAUUGCAAGAGGGAGAGCAACGUGGGUUUCCUGGAAUGUUAGGGAGUUUGGAUUGUAUGCACUGGCGUUGGAAUAAAUGUCCAACUGCCCAAGUUGGUGCUUACACUGGACACUAUCACAAACCAACAGUUGUACUCGAGGCAAUUGCCUCCUAUGACUUGUGGAUUUGA
Camellia sinensis is the source of this 456-nucleotide messenger RNA. Lineage: Eukaryota; Viridiplantae; Streptophyta; Magnoliopsida; Ericales; Theaceae. The record is from RefSeq and is a predicted model, not a curated record.